Molecule: messenger RNA, 2618 nt
Organism: Culex pipiens pallens (northern house mosquito)
Lineage: Eukaryota; Metazoa; Arthropoda; Insecta; Diptera; Culicidae
Product: interaptin-like
Exons: 2
Coding region: 151-2235 (694 amino acids)
Source: RefSeq, a predicted model, not a curated record
CUCACGCCGGUGUUGGUGCGAGACUUCGAGAUCGUCGUGAAGAAGGAAAAAUUUUCACGUUGCCGCAGAGCGGCAGUGAAUUUCGUGCGGAAAAGGCAUUUCUGGGAAUCGAUCGCGCGGGAGUGAAGUUUUCUGGCAAAAGUGAGCAAAAUGUCGGACCUCGAGGAAAUCGGUGACAUGAGCAAUUUCGAUGCCUGGCUGGAGAAGGACUUCCUGAGCAAGAUUAGCCGGCUGGAGACGGAGUGCGAGGACGCGCGGGAAAAGAUCAAAACGCUGGACAAGGAUCUGCGCAAGAAGACGAUCGAGUGUGACAUUUUGAGGGCGAAGGUGGGUAAGCUGGAGACGGUUCCGUCGAACAAUGCGGCAUCCAACGAGAAGAUCGAGAACCUGGAGAAGGAGCUGAAGCGGAAGACGAUGGAGCUGGACAUUCUGCGGUCGAAGCUGUCCAACUCGGAGACUAAAACAGAGGGAUCGAACGACCUGGUGGAGCGGGUGAAGCAGCUGGAGAAGGAGUUGAAGAAGCGAAUCAUCGAAAACGGUAUUCUGCGCGGUAAGCUUACGGACAUUGAGACGGAACCGCCCACGCCGGAAGCGCAGGAAAAGCUCGACGAGCUGGUGCGGGGUUUGCAGCGUACCGAGAGUGUGGUGAUGAAGGAGAAGAUCAAGGAGUUGGAGGGAGACCACGAGGUUUCGGAGCGAACGGGCGAGCUCGAGCGGGAGCUCAAGAAGAAGAGCAUCGAGAGUGACAUCUUGCGGUCGAAGCUGAAGCAGUUUGAGAACUCUCCCGGUUCGAACACGGACUCGAACGAUCGGAUUAGGGAGUUGGAGAAGCAGGUGCGGAAGUACCAGAUUGAGGCUGAUAUCCUGAGGGGCAAGGUCACCUCGAUGGAGAGUGAUGCAGCCAAUCGGGAUGAGGAUGAGUCAAACGACAAAAUCGAGGAGCUGGAGAAGGGACUGCAGCGAAGCACCACUGAGGGAAACAUGCUGCGGGCCAAGAUGAGGAUGUUUGAGACUGACGCUACGGCUGCCCACGAUUCGAGCAGCGAGAAGAUCGAGGAGCUGAAACGUGGACUGAAGAAGAGCACAACCGAGAGCCACAUCUUGCGCUCGAAGCUGUCCGAGAUGGAGAACAAGCAGACCGCAAGCGGUGCCAGCUCGUACAAAAUCGAAAACCUCGAGCAGGAGCUCAAGAAGAAGGUCAUCGAGAAUGACAUACUGCGAUCGAAGGUCGAACAGCUGGAGCGAGUUCCGCUGGCGGACAGCCCCGCAAACGCCAAGGUCGAAGAGCUCCAGAAAGAGGUGCGCAAGCUGAAGAUCGAGAAUGACAUACUGCGAUCGAAGCUGAACACAGCGGAAGAGGAACCGAGCGAUUCGCAGGAAUCCACCGAUCGCAUCUCCGAGCUGGAGAACUCGCUCAAGAAGCGCUCCAUCGAGACUGACAUUCUGCGGGCCAAGGUCGUCCAGCUGGAGUGCGAACUUUCCCCAAGCAAAAACUUCAACGAACGCAUCGAAGACCUCGAAAGCGAGAUGAAGAAGAAGCUGCUCGAGAACGACAUCCUCAAGUCCAAAGUCUCCCAGCUGGAAAGCGAGGUGCUCAAGCACCAGUUCGAAGGAAACAAGAAGGGUGAAACCCAAGAAAUAAAGAAGCUCAAAGAAAAGCACGAGGAGGUGCUCACCAAGGCGAAGGAACUGCUCUUCGAGCGCACCAAAACCGUCAAAACGCAAGAGAUGCAAAUCAAAGCGCUCCAGAACCAGAUCGAAAACAUCAAGGAGGUCGUCACCAUCACCAAGGACAUGCUGAACAUCCGGAACAUGGAGCACGAGCAGCUGCAGACGCGCUUCGAGAACAUCGACACCCGGAUGCAAGCGGAGCGGGAACAGCAAACGCUGCUGGAGAAGAAGCUGGCGGCCUCGCUCAAAGCGUACAACGAUCUGAAGGACGAGUACACGAAGCAGGUGGAACUGUUCAAGCCCUCUCCGUCCGCUUGCUCUCCUUGCAGGACAUCCAGAAAACCUACACCGAAAAGAUCGAACUCAUCAAGGAGGAAGCCGAGCAGGUCCGGAACGGUCGAAAGUAAUGGCGGCGGCGGCAAUGGCAACUCUGGCCAUCCCCGGCUGGUGGCCUACCAUCAACAUCCGGACGAGCUGCGAUCGGGGGGGCACGGGUUUGCGCUGAAAGAAGAUUCGGCGGGACCGGAGGAGCCCCACUGCUGCUGCUGCUGUAAUCCGUCGUGAGUUACAGACAAAACAUUCAAGAAAGUUAAAAUAGAGGAAGAAAUCGUGUGAACAUGACCAGGAAAAUUUAGAAAUGCGUAUUUUGUUGGCAACUUUACUGUACAUCAAACUGAGUAAAAGUAAAAGAAAAAUAGAAAAAGAAAAAAGGUGACGUGAUUUGUUGAAAAUGUUAAUCAGUUAGGCAGUUUCCUUUAAACAUACUAAUCAAAAUGCAACGCAGACCAUAAUGAGUUUAAUCUUAGUGAAAUGUUAUAAGAGUAAUCUUAAAUAUCGUAAAAUGUACUGCAAAGUUGGCGUCAACUUGUUUUAUAUUUUUUUAUAAACCUACUACUCUCUCUAUGAAAUUCAGCUGGAUAUUGAGAAAUAAAAACUUAAUCAAAUUA